Messenger RNA from Rhinocladiella mackenziei CBS 650.93, 912 nucleotides. RefSeq lists its product as uncharacterized. Gene Ontology annotation, cellular component: cytoskeleton. The record is from RefSeq and is a predicted model, not a curated record. Gene Ontology annotation, molecular function: actin filament binding. The transcript is spliced from 3 exons. Lineage: Eukaryota; Fungi; Ascomycota; Eurotiomycetes; Chaetothyriales; Herpotrichiellaceae. Bases 1 to 912 code for a protein of 303 amino acids.
AUGGCACCUUCAGCCAUCUCCGACCUCCUCCCGCCCGGACCACUGACCUCCAAGUCCGUCCAACCCGAAAAAGAACAUCAUGAACAUGGCAUGGAAGACAAAACCCCGCUCGCAGCCAUUUCCCACGGAGACGUGAUGUUACCGGGAGUGCCGAAAUUCGACAAUUUCGCAGCUCAGCGACAAUGGCAAUUGGAACACAUGGCCGCAGCAUUCCGCCACUGGGCUCGUGAGGGAUACGUGGAGGGUAUCUCGGGACAUAUCAGUGUAAGAGAUCCAGAGAACCAUGAGGUCUUUUGGACGAAUCCCUUGGGUGUACAUUUUGGUCUUCUGAAGGCCAGCGACAUGAUCGCCGUCAAUCUCGAGGGCAAAGUCGUCGGUGGAAACCGAACUCGACCACCAAAUGCCGCCGGCUUCCUUAUCCACAGUGAAGUACACAAGGCACGACCCGAUGUCACAGCCAUCUGCCACGCACACACCGUCUACGGCAAGGCAUGGAGCGUGUUCGGCAAACCAGUUGAGAUGUUGACGCAGGACGCUUGCAAAUUCUACCACGCGCACUCCGUAUACAACUCAUACGGCGGUACCGUAUUAGCAUCGGCCGAGGGCGCACUAAUCGCCAAGGCAUUGGGGCCGACUAACAAAGCGUGCAUUCUCCGCAACCACGGUUUGCUGACGGUAGGCAAGACGGUGGACGAAGCGGCGUUCUUGUUCCUAUCACUCGAACACGCGUGUCAGGGCCAGCUGCUCGCUGAAGCGGCCAGCCAAGGCGGCAAGCUUGACAAAGUCCUCAUCACCGACGAAGAGGCCGACUAUGUUUUCCGUAUGGAGAGCGAUUCGGAGACCUGCUAUGCCGAGUUCCAGGCCUAUGUCGACUGGGAAGAUUAUCAUUGCAAAGGGGAAUUUCGAAAGUAG